Messenger RNA from Apis laboriosa (Himalayan honeybee), 2814 nucleotides. Its product is annotated as broad-complex core protein isoforms 1/2/3/4/5-like. The transcript has 6 exons. The record is from RefSeq and is a predicted model, not a curated record. Gene Ontology annotation, cellular component: nucleus. NCBI's taxonomy places the organism in Eukaryota, Metazoa, Arthropoda, Insecta, Hymenoptera, Apidae. Gene Ontology annotation, biological process: regulation of transcription by RNA polymerase II. Bases 426 to 1934 code for a protein of 502 amino acids. Gene Ontology annotation, molecular function: DNA binding; protein binding.
ACGCGUUUUCCUGAAGGAAAAUGGCUACCAGCUGUCAUUUAAUCGAAAAGUGUAACUUGUAAAGUUAGUAUAGGAUUGUGUGAAAAAUUAUUUAACGUGUAUAAGAUUGCUUGGCGUGAUGCAAUUACAUAACGUUGAAAUCGUUUAAUUGAUCGACGCCACUUUUCAUAUCCAUGCAGAACCCGUGAAACUUCUACAGUGCCAUGAAAUUUUAUUCCAAUUUACUGUUUACAGUUUUUAUUUUUUGCGAAACAUAUCAGGACUAACAAGUCAGCGCUAUUUCUCCAUUUUAUAAAUAAUUUAAUCAUUUUAAUAAUCAUUUUAUAAUUAUUACUGAAAAUUUAACUGCGCUAUAAAAGAUUACAAAUUUUUUGAUCUUACAUCAUUAUUUUUGGAGCACAUUAAUUAAAAAUACGAAAAUCAGCAUGGGUUCGAGUCAACAAUUUUCUCUUAGGUGGAAUAAUUAUUUAAAACAUAUUACUUGUGCUUUUGAUACAUUAAGAACAGAAGAAGAUCUUGUUGAUGUAACUUUAAGUUGUGAGGGAAAAAGAAUAAGAGCACACAAAAUGCUUUUAUCUGCAUGUAGUACAUAUUUCAGAGAUUUAUUUAAGGAAAAUCCAUGUCAGCAUCCUGUUAUAAUAUUUCGUAAUGUAAAAUUUGAUGAUUUGGCUGCACUAGUUGAUUUUAUGUAUCAAGGUGAAGUAAAUGUGGUUCAAGAGCAAUUAGCUAGUUUUUUAACAACUGCUGAACUACUUGCUGUUCAAGGUCUUACAGAUGGUACAGGAAAAGAUAAUGAUAGUUUAGUAGAGGAUGACAUAGAAAUUCCUAAUGAACCUGAAAUUCAACUUCAAAAUGCUUCUAGUAAAACUGUAACAGAUAAAAGAAAUAAAUCACCUUCAUCUCCAAUGCCUUAUCACGCUGUCGAUUUACAACCUGAUGCUCCGCCGACUAAAAGACGAAAAUGUAGAGAAAAUGCAAAUACAAAUGCAGAUAAGACUAUAAGUAAUGCUUUAUCUGCAAAAGAUUCUGAAAAUAAGACUUCAGAAAAUCAAUCAACAACUGGUUCAGAUCCUGUUGAAAUAAUUCCUCUAAUGCCAAAUUUAAAAUUGGAAAUGCCUGAAUAUCUAGUACAAGAUGGAAGUAGCUGUAGUUAUGAAGAACAGAGUUUAGGAGACAGUUCGCUAAAUAAAAUUGGUAUAGAAGAUACAUCAUCUAAUACUCCUGAUCAUGAUCAGAAGCCUGAUAUCACUCAAACAUUUUAUUCAAGUAACCAAUCUACUUCAGAUAGUUUGGAUCUUAAACAUCAAACAGCUGAUGUUGGACACUUGCUUUCAAAACCUAGUACUUCUGGAGAAAGAUUAACGCAAGAAGCAGUACAGGAUUCUCGUACGGUGGUCAUCGAACAGCCGUCGCAUUCGUGCAAACUCUGCGGUAAAACGUUUUGGAAUCGGGACUCGAUGUACAAACACAUGAACAUGCACAAAGGGACGACUCAGUGUCCGGUGUGCCAUAAAGUGCUGAGCCGCACGACACACAUGAAGCGACAUUUAAAAAAUCGGCACGGUUGGCUAGGCGUGGGGACGACCGCCGCAGCCGCCGCAACUGCAGUUGCGAACGCCGCCGCAGCAGCAGCAGCAGCAGCCGCAGCCGCAGCCGCAGCCGCCGCCGGGAAUGGAGCUGGGACAGGAGGAACCGCAUCCACCAACGCCGUCCCUGGUGUCGUCCCCGUUGUAUCCGCUGUCAGCGGCGCCUCCACGCCACCUGACGCCUCUGUCACCACGCCUCUGCCACAGCCUAUUUCCGUCUCUUCCACUGCGAUCGCCCACCAAAACGUCGGAAGUCCCACCGCUGGUCUCGAGCCUAACGCCACCUAUACCACUAUACGCAUCAGAGAGAGCAGCGUCGAGAGAAUCACGUCUAGUCCUAUUCCUUAGUGCGAACAUAUCCUGCCCAACUCGUACACCCGUCGACGUAAGAGAGGAUAAAUCAUCCUUUCCCCGUUUCUUUUUUUUCUUCUUCUCUCCCUCCCCCUUCUUUCCUUGCUUUUUUUUUCUUCAUUCGUUCACUUCUCUCCUCGUGUACGCGUAUCGUUUUCGAUCCAAGAUCGGAAAGAUUUUUACAUAUAUAUAUAUAUGUAUAUGUGAUAUGUAUGUAUAUGUAUAUAUAUGUAAGGUUAGGUUAUUAGGAACGUAUCUUUGCUCGAUUGAAAAUGAAUUAACGAAUAUGGUGGUGAUCAACGAAAUGCGAUGUAAAUAAUGUAAGCGAAUGAGAUCGAGUUCGUUCGAGAGAAUACCGGGACAAGUUUAUUUUUUUUUUUUUUUUUAUUCACAAGUAAUAAUUUUUCUCAUCUCGGAAACGCGAUGCGUAAAAUAUCUCUCUAGUCGUCGACGGGAAGCCUGUUAAAGAGACGCCUGUCUUACACUUUUCACCCUAGUCAUUUAUACACAUAUAUGUGUAUACGUUCGAGUUAAUGUGUAUCUAUCUGUAUAUGCAUAUACGAAAGAGGAGAAGAUGUGUAGAGAAGAGAAGAGAGAAGAAUGGAAGAAGGAAGAGAGAAAGAAAAAAAAAGAAAAGGAGUAGAUUUCGCGUGCGAAUUAUGAUUACCAGGAGGAGAAUAAACCUAUAUUAUUAACCUUUUUUAUAACCAAAGACAUGCUAUAGGAAAGAAAGAAAAAGGCAAAUUAUUUUAUCUAGUCAAAUGAGUUCGGUACUUAAUAGCUUGUAAGGAGGAAUGUGCAUCUUUCUUUGUACGAUCGAUCAAGAGUAUACAUAAUGUUCGCGUGCUAUCCUGAAAGUAGUAGAUCAAUUGUGAGA